AUGGACAAGGUCCUCGUUUCGGGGUUGAAGGAGCUGCGGAUUGGGAUGAUAACAUACAUCAAGGAACACGUCGCACGCAAACGGUCAGGCCAUGUCGGAGUUGCUGCCGAUGCCUGUGACGACGACGCCGCGGAGCCCCCUUCGGCAUCCCAAGCAGUCGGUGUCGCCGACACCAGCGGAGAGGCCGGAGACGGCGUCGACAAGGCAGAUGAGGAGGCAGAAAGGGCUGCGGCGAGGACCGCGGAUCAGGAAGAGGAGGAGGAGGAGGAGGAUGACAGCGACGAUCAGGAUGAUAACGAGGAGGGUCGUGAGGAGCGUGAGCAGGGGCAUGGGCAGGAGGAGGAGGAAGAGGAGGAGGAGGAGGAGGAGGAUGAGGAGGAGGAGGAGGAGGAGGAGGAGGAGGAGGAGGAGGAUAAGGAAGAGGAGGCUGAGGAGGAAGAGGAGGAUGAGGAGGAGGAGGACAAGGAGGCGGCGACGGCGAAGGCCGUGGAGCAGGGUUCCGGGUCGGUGGAGCAGGUGGCGGAGGGGGAGAAGCUGCAAGAGGGGGAGGAGGAGGUAGAGUUCCCCUGGGUCGAAUUUGAGAUGGAGGAUGUUGAGGGAGCGGCGGCGGUGGCCGUGGAGGGAGCGGCGGCGGCCGUGGAGGGAACGGGUGGGAUGUCGGCGGAUGUUGUGUACGUGCGAGGGGAGGGUGCCGAUGUGGAGAAUGUCGGCGUGGAGGAGGCGCACGUGGUCGGCAAUGUGGUCGGCGACGCCGCGAAGGAGGAGGAUAACGCCGCGGCCCCCACGCCGACGGGCGUGGAGACCACCACAGAGAACGCAGUGGUGGAACGCCGGGGUGGAGCGGUAGAGGCGGGCCGUCAACCGGGUUCCUCAGCAGCUGGUCGGCAGGCAACGCCGACCGACGUCGCGCAGCUGCGACAGGAGAACAUGUGGCUGAGGGCUGAAAAUGCUCGUCUCGAGACGGCGCUCGGAGUGGAGAGGGGUCGGGUGGACAGGUUCGCGAUGGGGAUUGGCCGCCUCGUGGACAAGCUCAGGUCGUUGGCCGACCAGUCGUACGCGGAGAGGGCGGAGUGCUGGUUGGACGAUCUUGAGAAUCCGGAGGGGUUUAUGGCGGUGCAACGUGCGAACGCGGUCGUCGCCAUGGCCAACCACGUGGACGAAGCGAGGGAGGGAUUGGAGGAAUACAUUUCGAAGCACCUAGUCGCCGCGCAGACCAACAUCGCCGCAGCGGUAACUCAACGCGUCGCCGUCCCGCCGCCCACGCCGCCCGCCCCACCGCCAGCCUUCCCGGACGAGCUCAUGAAGUCUUUCAAGGCGGACGUGUUGAAGGCGGUGACUGAGGCCACCCAGCAGUCGUUUGUUGCGUCCGGGUUAAACCUCAUGACCCAGGUGAUCGGCCAUCUGGCGCCUGGUCAGCAUGGGUCGUCGCCGUCGGACAACGAGGCCGACAAGAAGGGUGCGAAAAGGGCGGGCGGCGGAGAUGAUGCUGGGAGCUCGAAGCGGAGCAAGGGAGCCGAUGGGAGCCGCGGCGUCGGCCAGGUGGGUCCAGGCGGGGCGCGGAGCAAGGGAGCCGAUGGGAGCGGAGGUACGAGCGUGGUGGACCAGCUCAAGAAGAACGGGGCCAAGGUGAUAAGGACGCACAGCAAGGGCGAUGGAAUCAGGAGUGCGGAGGGGGGCCCUGCCGACCAGGUUGCCGCUCAAGAGGCUGGACCAACAGCCCCGCCAUUGGUCGCCGAGAAGCCGGCCAGUCCAGCGACCGCACCAACGGCGAUAGAUGCCGGCGCCAAAACUGUCAAGGGACCGUCCGGCGGAGUGGCGGGGACCACGUCGAUCCCCCGCAAACCCCCUGCGGCUAGCAGCGCGCCGGUCGCCCCGUCAGCCGCCAACAACGAUGGGCCGUCCCCUGCGGCUACUCCAGCACCAGCAGGCACGUCUGCCGCGAAGGUUGACGCGGUUGAUAACCGCGCUGGUCCGUCCGCCCCAAAGGCGAACGCGCUCAGGGAGAUGCUCAGCCGCAUGGAGACCCAUCGACAGGACGUGCAGCAGCCUCCCGUGGUCGGUACCGCGCCUGCCACAAGCGCACGUCGCUCGGUCACUCCCCAGGUCGCCGCCACAACGUCCAGUGCCCCACCUACCGCGCCUAUCAUCGCCGCCCGUCCUCCUGUGGACCCAAAGUCCGCGUUGCUUCGCGCCCGGUUAGGCGCACGUAGUGCGGCAGCGCCAGCACGGGCUCAGCCGGUAUCCAGCUCAUGCGCGACGCCGACGUCGGUGACCGUAGCUGCACACACACUCGGUGCGGCUACUGUCGAGGCGGUGACGGAGAAGGGCGUGAGUGCAGCGCUAGCCACGGGCGGCAGAUCAGUUGACCCUGCACAGGCGGCGAAGGACCACAAAGACGCCGAUGUCGCUGCCAUCCAGGAACUGUUGGAAGCGGUAAACCGCCCCAAGCGGCCCCCUGUGCUGGCCAUCUUGGACUCGGCGAGUCCCACCGGUUCUACAGCGGAGCCAAAGACGACCACUGCUGCGGUCGGCACGGGAAAGUCGAAACGGAAGGGGACGGUCGACGCAGGGAAAGCGAGGCUGAGCUCGAAGAAGAAAACACGGGCGACGUCGGCGAUGGUGAAGUCGGUGGAGAAAGGACAGGGGAUGGCGACGGCGAUGGUGGAGAAGGAGAAGAAGAAGGAGGAGAAGGAGAAGGAGAAGGAGGAGGAGGAGGAGGAGGAGGAGAAGGAGAAGGAGAAGGAGAAGGAGAAGGAGAAGGAGAAGGAGAAGGAGAAGGAGAAGAAGGAGAAGGAGAAGGAGAAGGAGACGGAGGAGGAGGAGAAGGAGAAGGUGGAGGAGGCGGAGGAGAAGAAGCUGGAGGAGGAGGAGGCGGCGACGGAGGAGGAGAAGGUGAAGGUGAAAGAACGGAAGGGUCAUGGCAUCCGCCACGACACGACGGGCGACAAGCAAGGGUGGGUGGGCGAGAUCAAGGUGGUCGGGAACGAGAGCAGAUACAUCGGCAAGUCCCGCGACAAGAUGGAGCUGGCGUACCUUCACUCCAUUGUGUACCUCCUGUACGACGGUUUCGUCAGCAAGAUCCUCAUGGCCGAGCUCACCGGCCUGGAGGAAACAGUGAUGAAGCAGUGGAGGGUGGUGUGGAAGGAAGUCCGGUUCUUGCCGACUGGGAUGUGGACGGUGAUCUGGGCACGGGGCGCGUUCCUCCCAAGGACACGGUUCGACGACAUCCUCGGGAAGUAUAGAGCGUACAAGACAUCAGGCGAUGCGCACCACGACGCGCUUUUGCCCGCGAUCUGGUUCCCCGUCGAUGCCGACGGGAAGUCGGAUGCAAUGAUGUCGGCCAUGCUUGAUCGCGUGUCCUUGUGCGCGGCGUAUGGGGAGGUCGCUGCAUCCGCGGCGAGAAUGGAGGGCGACACGGACCAGAAGACGGCGAAGGUCGCACAGGCGCUGCCGGCCUCAGCUUGCGCACUGUGGUGCUUAGUCGAGGGCGACGGCGCCCAGGUGGCUGAUGCCGUCCGCGAAGGGAAGGCGGCGGCGAUGUUGGUCGGCGCCAGCGAGGCUACCGCCGCCGAGUUCAAGAAGGUCAUGUCGGCGGUGCUGGAGGCGGCGAUCAGCAGGCAGCAACCCCUUGGGGAGGUUGCGCACAACGUCGCACCGGAGCUUGAGUCCACCGCUCUGGCCAGAGCCUAUCCGGGGUUGGAUGUUGAACCCGAGGCCAAACUGAUCGCACGAGCGACAGUGGAAACCCUCGCGUUCUGGGGGAUGUGCCCCGUGGAUGGGCCGAAACUCAGGAAGAUCAGCAUCGCGGUGCCGCUGGAUGCGCAGAUGGAGUACGACAUCGAGCACAGGGGGAGGAAGAGGCCGAGGGGCAAGCAGGGCAAGGACAGCUCGGGGAAGAAGGGGAAGGGCAGAGCGGGCAAGGACAGCACGGCGGCGUAG
This is a messenger RNA of Closterium sp. NIES-65, 3939 nucleotides long. The record is from the annotation of a GenBank genome assembly. NCBI's taxonomy places the organism in Eukaryota, Viridiplantae, Streptophyta, Zygnematophyceae, Desmidiales, Closteriaceae.